Molecule: messenger RNA, 2675 nt
Organism: Ornithodoros turicata
Lineage: Eukaryota; Metazoa; Arthropoda; Arachnida; Ixodida; Argasidae
Product: dynamin-1-like protein
Exons: 16
Coding region: 79-2283 (734 amino acids)
Biological process (GO): mitochondrial fission
Cellular component (GO): cytoplasm; mitochondrion; membrane
Molecular function (GO): microtubule binding; GTP binding; GTPase activity
Source: RefSeq, a predicted model, not a curated record
CGCAGUAAGUCUCGUGACAUUCUCAGGCCAAAACGGGUUCAGUUUGCGUAGGCAUAAAAGUGGUCAGCGCAGCUGAGAAUGGAAGCUUUAAUACCGGUGAUUAAUAAACUGCAAGAUGUCUUCAACGCAGUCGGCACUGAAGGGGUACAGUUGCCAGAAAUUGUCGUGGUAGGCGUCCAGAGCUCUGGAAAGAGUUCUGUCCUGGAGAGCUUGGUCGGGCGAGACUUUCUCCCACGUGGUUGUGGCAUCGUCACUCGAAGACCCCUGGUUCUCCAGUUGAUUCACAUCCCCCCUGAAGACCCCGUACACAGUUCUGCGGACGAAGAAAAAACAGACACUCCGGAUCCGGAUGAGUGGGGGACGUUUCUGCACACAAAGGACAAAGUCUACAGGGAUUUCAACCUCAUUCGUGAAGAAAUACAAGCGGAAACAGAUCGUUUGGGAGGGAUGGAUAAAGGGAUUCACCCUGAACCUAUAAACCUGAAGAUAUUCUCACACAGGGUAGUAAACCUGUCUCUAGUAGACCUACCAGGGCUAACCAAGGUUCCCGUGGGCAACCAGCCGCAGGACAUCGAGACGAUGAUUCAUGGUCUGGUCUUGAAGUACAUAAGCAACCCCAACGCCAUCAUACUGGCUGUGACCCCCGCCAACACCGAUUUCGCCACUUCGGAGGCAAUGAAGCUAGCAAGAGAAGUAGACCCUGAGGGGCGGCGUACCUUGGCUGUGAUCACCAAGCUUGAUCUCAUGGACGCCGGAACAGAUGCUAUGGACGUUCUCUGCGGACGCAUCAUUCCGGUCAAUCUGGGCAUCAUCGGCGUGGUCAACCGAUCACAGCAAGACAUCAACAACAACAAGACCAUGCAAGAUGCCCUCAAGGACGAAGCUGCAUUUAUUCAACGCAAGUACCCUUCGAUAGCCAGCCGGAACGGGACACCAUAUUUGGCCAAGACUCUUAACAGGUUACUGAUGCGCCACAUUAGGGAGUGUCUGCCAGAGUUGAAGACCAGAAUCAACUUUCUUGUCGCCCAGUUCCUCUCCUUGCUCAAUUCUUACGGCGAUGCCAUAGACGGCAAAGGCCAAACUCUGCUGCACAUAAUCACCAAAUUCUCGACGUCGUACUGCGGCACAAUCGACGGCACAGCGCGCAAUAUCGAGAUGACGGAGCUGUGUGGGGGCGCUCGCAUCUGUUACAUCUUCCACGAGACAUUCGCCCAUUCCCUGGACUCCAUCAAUCCAACGAGCGGUCUUAAUAGACUAGAAAUUCUCACAGCCAUCCGAAACGCAGCGGGAACACGACCUGUGCUAUUUGUUCCGGAAGUAUCGUUCGAGCUGCUCGUCAAACGUCAGAUCCGACGGCUCCAGGAGCCCUGCUUUCGCUGCGUUGAACUCGUACAUGAAGAAAUGCAGCGAAUAGUUCGACACUGCGGUUCUGAGGUCCAGCAAGAAAUGUUGCGCUUCCCAAAGCUGCUCGAGAAAAUUGAGGACGUUGUGACUCAACUGCUGCGAAAAAGACUGCCGCCCACCAAUCAGAUGGUGGAAAACCUGAUCACGCUAGAGCUGUCGUACAUCAACACGCGGCAUCCUGACUUCACUGACGCUGCCCUGUUGAGCACAAUUCCCAGAGUUCCUGACCUGGGUAAACGCAAGCACCUUCAAGACUCGUGUGAGCAGCAACAGAAUGAAAGCAAUCAGUCCUGUCAUAGCGUAGAUGAAAACGGUGCAGUCGACAGGGCGUCUUCGAGUCUUCAGCCACUGCGAACGGGAAGUGGAACAGGAAAAACAAUAAUCGCCGCGGAGUGGUUUGCCAAUCUGGUUGGGUCGGCAGCAGGGAGCGUGCUGUCCUCUUCCGGUAGAAAUACUCCACCUGAAAACGUGGCGCCCAGGCCAUUGCCAUUGCAACCAAGACCGAGGUCGCAAUUUGCUGCAAAGCCUGUCAAUCUGCUUCCUGAAGUGCCAAGGACGACCAGGAGGGAGACCGUCUCGUUAAGAGAGGAGAGAGACUGUGAAGUGAUCGAGCGCCUAAUUACCUCGUACUUCAACAUUGUCCGCAAGAACAUCCAGGACAGCGUCCCAAAGGCGAUUAUGAUGUGCUUGGUGAACUUCGUAAAGGACAACUUGCAGAGCGAGCUUGUUUCGCAGCUGUACCAGCAGAACCGGUUAGAUGAGCUGCUUCAGGAGUCUGAACAAAUAGCAACGAGACGACGGGAGGCCGCCGAAAUGCUUGAGGCUCUCCAAAAGGCGAGUGAAAUCAUCGGAGAAAUCCGAGAAAUGCAAGUGUGGUGACAGCAACUCCCCGUAAUGCUUGGGAUCAAUUUUUAAUAGCCAGCAAAUUAUUAGCAAGUUGCGUUUAAUCUCACGUCACUCGUCGCCUUGUCUUCAAGACACUUCACAGGGCCAUAACUGCGCGGAUGAUAUAGUUGGUAGCUUUUUAUACGCACAUCGACCUUAAAUAACGAACGUUCUUGAAAAGCGUGUAUUUUGGCCGCUAUUGAGCUAAAAAGCUGCCAUUCAUCUGCCUUCGUAGAAUAUUGUGUGCGCAGUGUUGUGCAGUAAAAUUGCUUCGCAGUGCUUUGCGCUGAUGUAUUACCUCUAUAGUUGCCCUAUUCUACAUUUUAUAUAGUCAUACAUGUAAUAAAAAAUUGAGAAUUUAGAAAAUAAAACCUAAAAAGCAUCAA